AUGAGCUCAUUAAAACUUAAUAUUGAUUUAUCGCCCAAAGAAGAUGUUGCAAUUCAAUUACCAAUUAUUGAAGAAUCAAAAUCAUCGGCAACCAUCGUAAAUGAGGAUUUGGCUAUCGUUGGUAUUGCAUGUCGUUUCCCAGGUGGCAGCAAUUCAAUUGAUGAAUUUUGGUCGAACUUAGUUGGACAACAAGAUUGUGUUCGCCCAGUUCCCAAUGAUCGUUGGAAUGCCGAUUUUUAUACGGACUCGUCAUCAAAUGAACUAUUUUUACCAGCUAAAAUACCAUCAGCUCGUUGUGGUUGGAUUGAUUUUGUUGGUGAAUUCGAUUGUGAAUCAUUUUCAAUUAGCAAACGUGAAGCUGAAAAUAUGGAUCCACAGCAACAACUUUUAUUGGAAGUAACUCUACAAGCACUUGAAGAUAGUGGAAUGCAGUAUGCAGGUUCAAAAACCGGUGUUUAUGUUGGCAUUGGACAAGCUGAGCAGUACGAGCUGACCACAGCUGAUUUAGAAAGUAUUAAUCCAUAUAGUGUCACCGGAUCAGCAUUAUCCUUAGCAUCAAAUCGUUUAAGUUAUUGUUUUGAUUUGCGAGGACCAUCGAUGUCUGUUGAUACUGCUUGUUCAUCCAGUUUGACUGCAUUUCAUUUAGCUUGUCAAGCUAUUCGAGAUGGAACGUGCUCGGCAGCUAUUGUAGCUGGUGUUAACAUAAUAAUGAAUCCGUCGACUUUCAUACAAUUUUCACAAUUAGGUGUUCUGUCACCCGAUGGCAUGUGCCAGUCGUUCAGUAACAAAGCAAAUGGAUAUGUUCGAUCAGAAGGCUGUGGGGUUGUUAUUAUUAAACCAUUGAAACAAGCUUUGAUUGAUAAUGAUCAUAUUUAUUGUCGUGUCAGAGGUUCGGCAAUUAAUCAAGAUGGUCAUAUAUCUCCAUCGUUAACAAUGCCAAGUUCACAGGCACAAGUCGAAGUUUUUCAAAUGGCUUGUAAAAAUGGAAAAGUUAAUCCAACAGAAAUAUUCUUUGCUGAAGCACAUGCAACAGGCACGAAAGUUGGCGAUCCAACUGAAGCGAAUGCCAUUGGAACAGUUUUUGGACGACAAGAAUCUUAUCUACGCAUAGGUUCAGUGAAAUCAAAUGUUGGCCAUUUAGAAACAGCAAGUUUUAUGGCUGGUCUAUUGAAAUGUAUUCUGAUGCUUGAACAUCAACAAUUAAUACCAAAUAUACAUUUUAAGAAAGGUGAAGGUAAUCCAGAUAUCAAAUUCGAACAAUAUAAAUUGUCGGUUCAAACAGAAAUCGAAAAAUUUCAAAAUCAAGAAGAAUUGAUGAUGAUUUCAAGUUUUGGUUUUGGUGGUGCUAAUGGUUGUGUAAUUAUUCAAGGAUAUAAACGGUCCUCAGAACAAUCACUGGCAUCUUCUUCAUCUUCACCACAACUAUUUCUUGUCUCUGCGUCAACACCGCAGGCUCUAGAAGUUCGAAUUCAAGAACUUAAGUUAUCAACAAAAAUAUUUCAUUCGCCAACUGCAAUUUCAUAUACGCUUUAUAACCGUUCAUUACAUCGUCUUACUGCAUUUGCCAUCGAUGAAAAGCUCGAUGAAAACACAACAUUUACAUCCACUCGAAAACGUGUUGAUCAGUCACUAACUUGCAUUUGGGUGUUUGCUGGCCAGGGUCCACAACAUCCCAAAAUGGGCAAAACUCUCUAUGCAAAUAUUGAAAGUUUUCGCUGUUCAAUUGACGCAUCUGACUUAAUUUAUCGUGAGUGUUCUGGUCACAGUCUCAUUCAUGAUAUAGGAUUAUUCGGUUCAAUGAAUGGACCGAAUCCAAUGGCCGUCUAUGACAUAGCAUAUACAUUGCCUGCUCUCGUCUUUUUACAAAUCGGGCUUGUUGAUAUGUAUCGACAUCUAGGUGUUCCAUGUGCGGCAGUAUUUGGACAUUCCUUUGGUGAAAUGGCAGCAGCCUAUGCUGCAAAUAUUUUCACGAGACAACACUGUAUUCAAACAGCAUAUCAACGUGCUCGUAUCUUACGACAAAUGGAUGGACGCGGUGCUAUGUUAGCAGUUAGUUGUUCAAGUGAACAUGUUCAAUCCUUAUUAGAAACACAUGAACAAAUAUGGAUUGCAUCUUACAAUAGUCCAAAUUCAAUAACAUUAGGCGGUAUCAAAGAAUCAAUAACAAGCAUUUCAAAUGAAUUGUCGAAACAAGAUAUAUUUAAUCGAAUAUUGAAAAUAAACAGUGCAUUUCAUACCCCACUUAUGGCAUCGAUUCGUUCAGAAGCUCUAUCUUUGUUUAAAGAAACGCUGGCUGGAUUUUCAGCACCUACAAUUCCAUAUUUUAGUACGGUUAGUGGGCAAUGGAAAACUUUUGAUUUUGAUGAAAAUUAUACGGUCGAUGGAAUGGAAGGUCCAGUUUUAUUCGACGUAGCCGUUCGAGCAUGUUUAGAACGAUUUGGUACCGAUGCAGCAUCUUUUCUAGAAAUUUCAGCACAUCCUGUUCUGAGUUCAUAUUUGACUGAAAAUGGUUCAAAAUAUAAUUUAUGUACACUGCAUCGUCAACAAUCAGAAAUUGAAACAACAUUAAAAACUCUUACUAAUUUACGUAUCUAUGGAUACUCACCAGCACAAGCGAACAUUUCUAAACUAUAUUCUUCGAUGAUGCCUCAGUCACGGAUUCCACAUUAUUCACUUUAUCCAUUUCAACGUCAAUAUUGUGUUAAAGAAGAUCCAGCACAUCGGUUUCAACGUACAAUUCCGAGGUGGCAUAGUUUAGCGGGUCGUCCACUUGCUCAUCCACACACAACUUUUCAAACAAAGCUAUCGUCAAAGUCAUUUGUUUGGAUUCCAGAUCAUCGUGUACAGGGUCCAGCUGUAUUUCCUGCAGCUGGCUACAUUGAAAUUUGUAUGGAAGUAUUUAAUUGUAUGAGUUUAACAAAUGUUCAUAUUGAAAAAGCUUUGAUUAUACCAUCUGAUCCGAAUAUUUAUCGAACAGUGAGAAUAGUUCUUCAAAACAAUAAUCAAUCGCAAGUUUCAAUGUAUUCAAAAUUAAAUGAAUACGAUUCAGGUCAUUGGACAGAACACAUGAAGGCUUCAAAAGGUGACUCGGCUUCUUCUAUACAAUUGCCAGAAUGGUCAAACAAUUUAAAAUCACGUUGUUCUUUGACUGUCAUGGAACAAAAAGAUGUUUAUGGACGAUUUUCUAGUAUUGGCUUAGAUUACGGACCGUAUUUUCAAUGUAUACGAACUCUCCAUCAAGGUGAUAAAGAAGCAUAUGCACAUUUAAAUAUUUCUCAUUUACAAAAGUCAUUAACUAACUCAAAACAAUCACAGUUUCAUAUUCAUCCAGCAAUAUUAGAUAGUUCAUUCCAAGUUCUGUUAGGUACGCAAAGAUUUUUUCAUGCCGCGUACGUGCCAACGUUUAUUAAACAAAUUGAAUGGAGAAUUGAGACAAAUGAAUUGCCAAAUGAUUUAUAUGUGUAUGCUAAAGCAACAAAUUUGGACUCUAGAAACAUUUUAACAGGUGAUAUUUUCGUUGUUGAUGAACAACAACAACGUCUCAUUGGCACGAUUAUUGGUUUUGAGGCAACACAAUUAGGACAAUUGAAUCAACCACAACCACUCUAUUCUGUUUGUUAUCAAACUGUUGAAACACCAAUAAUAACAACAAUAACAAAAUCACAGUUAAAUAUACUAGAAAUACCAACAAUUAUUAAACAACAAGAAACUCUAUUUGAUAAUGCAUGUUCAGCAUACAUUGCUGAAUUCCUUGCCUCGAAUCCAUUUGAUUUGGAAACAAUUGAAAAAUGGCCCAUCCAUCGUCAACGCUAUUGGCAAUGGUUACAUUCAACAAUAGAAUCAAAAACAAUUUUACAUGAUUCGAUUGAAUUAAUUGAUCACCAUCAAAGUGAAGCACUUCAUUAUGAAGCACAAGCAAUUCAUCGUGUCGGGAAGAAUUUACAUCUUCUUCUUAGUGAUACUUUUGCUGUACAAAAUCUAUUUUUUGGUGACAACGAUUCAUUUAUGGCUGAUCUCUACUCAAAAUCAAUGACAUUUCAACCAUAUACUCAUAUUCUUGCUCAAAAACUCGUCGAUCAAUUUAAGAUGAUACAAGAGCAACAACCCACUGAGUCAUCACGUGUUUUCUCAAUUUUAGAAUUAGGCGCUGGUACUGGUGCUCUUACUGCCGUUAUUUUGGAGAAAUUAUAUCAACAAACAUCAAUUAUACAAGAAAAUCGAUUAAUUUAUGUUUUCACUGAUGUUAGUGGUAAAUUUCUGUUGGAUGCUAAAAAACGUUUCUCAACAAUCUAUCCAUGUAUUCAAUAUCAAUCGUGUAAUAUUGAUGUUGAUUUAUCAACACAGAAAUUAAACAUGUAUUCAUUUGAUGUUGUUUGUGCAUUUGAUGUUCUUCAUGUUGCACAAGAUUUAAAAUUGUGCUUGAAUCGCGUCCAGCAACUAUUAAAACCCAAUGGUUAUCUUCUGUGUAUUGAAUUAACUCGACCAUGGACAUGGAUUCAAUUCUUUUUUGGUUUAUUUGCUGGUUGGUGGAAUUUUUCAGAUAUAACUACAAGAUCAACAUGUUUUCUUGCCACUGGCAAAUGGAAUCAGUUGUUAACUGAAUCAGGAUUUCAAUAUGUUCAAAUUGAAAAUGAAGGACAUCCAGAAUUUGGUCAUUCACUAUUGACUGCAAGAUCUCCAGAUUGGACUACUACUAUCAGAACACUUUCUUCUAACAUUAUCAUAUUUGAUACAACUGAAGCUAGUUUAACAAAUUUUAAUUCAUACAUGGAACAACUGUUAGAAUUAGCUCAAUCAUUACUUACAGUAGCAGAGCCAGCAACUGUCUUUGUUAUUACUUUAAUAACCACUCCACCGAUUGGAGCAAUGUUUACUGGAUUUACUCGAGUUUGGGCUAAUGAAGCUACACAACAUGCAAUUUGUUCAAUUGAAUUUGAUUAUCUAGAAUUACAGGAAAAACAAAUGUGGUUAAAUCGUAUUCAAACAAUGGUCGAAAAUACAAGUGAACGAGAAUUUAUUAUUCGUCAACGUAAAAUUACUGUACCACGACAUAUUCGUCGAAUUUUAAGAAAUACAAUUACAACGGCAAUAACGACUACUGAUCAAGAAGCUUAUGUAUGUUCAAGUCAAUAUCAGAAACAACCAUUUCGUCUUGAAAUUGAUACCAUUGGCCAAUUACAAACAUUAAAAUAUUGUACAUUUCACCCUUGUUCUUCAUCACUGUCACCAGAUGAUGUUCAAGUAGAAGUACACGCAUCGGCAUUAAAUUUUAAAGAUUUGAUGUUAGCGUUGGGAAUGUUAGAAAAUCCAAUGGGUUUUGAUAGUGAAACAUUGAAGUAUCGCGAAAAUUCAGUAAAUCUUGGUCUAGAAUUCAGUGGCAUUGUCACUGGUCUCGGUUCAAUGGCUUCACAUACAUUUAAUAUUGGUGAUCCUGUAUUUGGUUUUGCUAAUCAUUGUUUUUCCUCACAAAUCAUAACACAUCAACAUUUCGUUGUUAAAAAGCCGUCACAUUUAUCUCAUACGGAUGCAGUCUCACUUCCCAUUGUAUUUGCAACAGUUUAUGCUGGAUUGAUUGUUAAAGCUCAACUAAAACGAGGCGAAACCGUACUCAUUCAUUCAGCUGCUGGGGGUAUUGGCCAGGCUGCCAUUCAAUUAUCUCAAUAUAUUGGUGCUAAUGUUAUUUGUACAGUUGGCUCCAAUGAAAAACGUGAAUUUUUAAAGAAAACUUAUGGAUGUACUCAAUUUGCAAAUUCUCAUUCAACCGAAGAAUGGAAAUCGGAUGUUCAAAAACUAACUAACGGCCAAGGAGCUGACGUCGUUUUAAAUUCGUUGAAAGGUGACGCAAUCAAAGCUGGUUUAGAAUGCCUGAAAACUGGCGGUCGUUUUAUUGAAAUUGGUAAGGUUGAUAUGUUGAAUCAUUCUAUAUUAGAUAUGAAUUUAUUAUUGCGUGAUUUGAGUUUCCUGAGUGUUCAACUUGACAUUUUAAUGCAGAGUCAAACAGAUAAAAUUCAGCAAUACUUACAAGCUGUUAUGAAGUUAGCGUCGGAAAAACAAAUUUCACCAAUAGUUGAUUGUAUUUAUGAAUUAAAAGAUACAGAAUUGGCGUUUCGUUUUUUGAUGUCUGGUCAACAUAAGGGAAAAUUAAUUUUAAACAUGCAAAGUAAACCGUCAAGCAUUCAUCCUUCGUCAACUAUCUACAAUCCAACAGUUUGUUACAUUCUAAGUGGUGGUACAGGAGCAUUGGGUCUUCAAUUGAUACAGCAUAUGAGCGCAAAAGGCGCUAGAAAGUUUAUCUUGUUAUCUCGUCAAGGUACAGCUAGUCUAAGACCGUCUGACGCUGCGAUGCUAGCUCGUCUUGAACGGUUCGAUAUUAAAAUUUACAUUGGCAAAGCUAAUGUAGCCAAACUAGAAGAUAUUCAUCGUGUCUUACAGGAAGCUCAAGAAAAAUUGUUUAUUUCAUCAUCUAAAUACAGUAUUCUUCAUUUGGCGAUGAUUCUUGAUGAUGCAUCCAUUUCAAAAUUGAAUAUUCAUCGUAUACAAAAUGUAAUACAAUGUAAAGUACAAGGUGCAAUUAAUUUACUUCAAGCGAUUCCUAAUGAUAAACUUGAAAAUGUAAUAUUCUUUUCCAGUGCUGCUUCAACGUUUGGUAAUCCAUCGCAAGCAAAUUAUAGUGCUGCAAAUACAUUUCUUGAUGUCUAUGCUGGCCAACUUUCAAGUCUAUUAAGAAAAAAAAUAAGAGUUCUAAAUUUGGGUCUUGUUGAAGAUGUUGGUAUUCUGGCUGAAGAUUGGAAAUUAAAACAAAUUCUAACCGCAAAAGGUUUUGCUGGUGGUUUAACAUCGUUGGGUGUUGCAGAACUUGUUGAUCAUGUAUUUUUAAAUGAUGAUAUUGAUCAUCAAUUGUUAUAUGGUAAUUUUCAAAUGGAAGAUUUAAUCCGUUCAUAUCCAAUGUUAAAAACUCGGCUAGAACAUUUAAUUGAUUAUACAAUAUUAAAUAACAACGGUAGUUCAGGUAUUUCAUCUAAUGGUAAUGAAGUAACUGUUCAAUCAGUGAGCGCCUAUAUUUCAACAUUAUUAGCAACAUCAAAUCUCGAUGCAACUGAAUCAUUGACUGUACAAGGUUUAGAUUCACUUUUGGCUGUUGAAUUAAGUGCUGGUUUAAAGAAACAAUUUGGACUAGUUAUCAGCCAAUUGGCACUGUUAGGUGGACUGUCUGUUAAACAAAUUGUAGAAUCAGCUUCUGCGUAA
Molecule: messenger RNA, 7245 nt
Organism: Rotaria socialis
Lineage: Eukaryota; Metazoa; Rotifera; Eurotatoria; Philodinida; Philodinidae
Source: the annotation of a GenBank genome assembly